Dinoponera quadriceps is the source of this 3095-nucleotide messenger RNA. RefSeq names its product rhodopsin-like. Gene Ontology annotation, molecular function: G protein-coupled receptor activity. Gene Ontology annotation, cellular component: membrane; photoreceptor outer segment. The coding region runs from base 929 to 2044 and encodes 371 amino acids. Gene Ontology annotation, biological process: G protein-coupled receptor signaling pathway. The record is from RefSeq and is a predicted model, not a curated record. NCBI's taxonomy places the organism in Eukaryota, Metazoa, Arthropoda, Insecta, Hymenoptera, Formicidae. The transcript is spliced from 6 exons.
UCCUGUAAGGGUGCUUUUCAAAUAAAUUAAAUCAAUUAAACAUAAUAAAGAAUAUUUCACUCUUGAGCCUGUUACCAUAUAAAAUAUGACAAAUACGAUAUAUAGUUGAAUACAUAUAUCUAUGUAGAUAUGUAUGUAGAUAUGUAGAUAUAUUUCUGCUGCCGAACAGAUAACAACGAUUUGCAGUGAAUCUCUCACUGGCCAAAAUCAAUAUUAGAGUUAAAUGAAAAAGUUUCCAUUAAAAAUUAGUGAAUACUUGCUGAUUAUCGGUACAAUAUUGUUCCACUAAUUCAAUUAGUGACAUUUUCAUUGGAUCAACUUGAGAGAAUAAGGGUAGCGAUCAUAACUUUGCUCUUGUUUCUGACUUUUCGACGCGAUAAUGAAGGGAUUAUUCUUUUCGGCGAGCCCAGGAACUUUGCGGUUAUAUUAUCGCUUACGUUCGCCGCGAUUCGCUAACGAAGUUCGCUCAGGACGGCGAUCGUGCAAGUUUCAACGCGAACGGUGAAUAGUUUCACCUUUCCUUCGUUCAAGAAGUCACAUGACGCCAAACUCGUCGAACUCACGUGCAACUUUUCACGUUUCCGCUCUUAGAGAAGACUUACAUGAUCGAAAGCUUCGUUAGCGAGUUACGACAAACGUCGACGAUAAUACAACCACGAAGCUAUCGAGUUCGCCGAGUGGAAUAAUGCUCUCAUCAUCGCGUCGAAAAGUUCGAACUCGGGAUUGAUUGAGUGCGAACGAAAUCUCGAAUUCUCGAAUUCAGAUGAAUGGAAUAAUGCGGUCGGCACGUUAACGAAGAAACUCCGAAACUCGGCUCGCGCGCAUAUUGCUUUUUCGCGCUGCGGGGGGUGGUUGCGCGCGUCGCGAACGACAACCAACGAGUGGCUCGGCCAGCGUGACUUUAAAACUCCGUCACUGGUUUUGAUUAAUGCGACCGAGUCGGAUUUGCGACCGUGCGUUCUCGCCGCUUGUCGCUUCUGUCGAGCUCGCAGCAACCGUAGAACAAAGCUUCCGUGACCGGAAGUACAAUACCGGAAGUAUGUCUUUGAAUUUGACCACCGACCUGCCGGACAAUUCGACCGUCGCGCAAGCAUCGUCCGGUAUUUACAUUUUCGCAGCGAUUGUGCUCGGUUUCAUCGGUUUCUUUGGUUUCAUCCUGAAUCUGUUGGUCAUUCUUACGGUUGUUAAGAACGCGAAUGUACUUUGGACGCCCAACAACGUCGUGCUCGUCAACAUGGCCAUUGGAGAUCUGUUAGUAGCUGUGCUGGGGAACCCUAUCGCAAUGGUGUCGGCGAUCGCCGGUAUGUGGUACUGGAGCUACAAUAUGUGUCAGUGGUACGCAUGGUUUAUGACUACCAUGGGGUUUGCCAGUAUCGGUAAUUUAACAGUGAUGGCAUUCGAGAGGUUCCUACUGGUGAUACAUCCGAUGAGGACGUUAUCGAUAAAGCAUGCUUAUAUAUUGACGUUUCUAAUUUGGAUAUACGCGCUCUCCUUGUCGUUGCCGCCAUUUUUCAAUUGGGGAAAAUAUGGUUGGGAAGCAUGCAACAUAUCCUGCAGCGUGUCUUGGGAGCAGCACGAUCCCGAAAUGCACAACGAUACUUACAUCGGCUUUUUAUUCAUUUUUGGAUUUUUCGCGCCCGUCAUGAUAAUUAUUAGCAGUUAUUACAGCAUCAUCCGUACUUUGAGGAAUAUAAGUAGAAGAGUCCGUCGAAACAAUAAGAGAGAAACAAAGAUCACAAAAAUGGUGUUGCUGAUGAUCAUAGCUUUCCUGAUCGCCUGGAUGCCCUAUGCCGUGCUCGCGCUCGCAAUUCAAUAUUUUUACGUAGAAAUAUCGUCGAAUGUCGUAUCGGUGCUGCCGGCACUCCUCGCGAAAUCCUCCAUCUGCUACAAUCCUGUGAUAUACACGAGUCUGAACAUACAGUUCUUCCACGCCUGGAAGAAGAUGUUUUUCGGCAACGUUGAAAACCCGAAAAAAUCCAACAAAGAUAGCACAAAGAUGAUCACGGUGAACAAGAUAGAGAUGAAGACCCUCAAUUGCAUGUGAACGCUCUGAAUAAAAAAAUUAAAACGAGACACGCAUGGUACUAUAUACCCUUCGGAAACGGAACGAGAAGAAAGGAUUGAUUCUGCGCCGAGGGGAGGAUGAUUUUCCAGGAUACCGACGGUCCAUAAAGACGUAAUAUAGCUGGGCGAUCUUUUGUCCUUUCCUAAUCCUUUAUUCGCCACACUGCUUCUCGGUAAAAAAAAAAAAAAAAACAAGGAAAAGAAAAGAUAUCUCCCGCCGUCAUGAUCGAUAGACCAAGGAAAAGCAUACGACAAUUGAAUAACGACAUCGGAAGUCGCUUGACAGCACUUAGAGCGAAACUUGGGAAUUUAGGCUGUAGUAUGUGUAGUUAAGUGAAAGUGCGGCAUUUAUCAGCCAUCUCGUGUACGUCUGAUAUCACAACAUGGAAGGAAGCGCGAGUUGAAUAAAUGAUAGAGGAUAUACGUCAAUCGUCAUUGAACAAAUUAUUCGUAGUCACGGUAAUAUUUAUUUCUUGAGACAGAUUGGGGGAGGGGGGGGAGAAAAUUUGGCAAUACACUAUUCAAGAAGAAUGGUAGCAUCUUAAGAGACCUCACGCACACGACGAAUCCUCGAUCAUCGCGCCAUUUCAUACGAACACUCUCCUUCUUCGAAUAAAUUACCUAAAGAAUUACGCACCUGCCCGCGUAAGAGACUCCCGGACUUUCCGCGAAUGAGAAAGUUCUGCUCGUCCCUCUUUCUCUUUCUCUCUGCGUCAUCAUCGUCCGAAUACACAACUGUUCGUUCACGCACGUGGGAGGAAAAAUUUCAAUGUCGUAAGAGCUUCGGUGUUUGAUUAGGUCAUCUAUGUUCCCGCGAUUUGCAAGACGCACUCGGGAAAUAUUUCGUCGCGAUGUUGCACGUUACCUAUGGCCAUGAAAUACAUACCGUAUCAUGCAACUGAGGUGAUACGCGAGCGUCUAAUUCAACUCGUUAUGUGUGUGCAUGUGUGCAUUGCGUACAUGUGCAAAAAAUAAUUUGACACGUAUGCAUGUCUCGCAUUGUCGUUGGAACACGGUCUGUGAUUUCGUUA